AGCAGUAGAUUUCAGAGCGAGCUGAGUUAACAAUUCUGCAAACUUGAGAGGAGAACAAAAUGAUGGGUUUGUGGAGCUUGGUAUUGGCGGUUUUGAUUGUGAGCGCUAAGCCUUUGCUAGCUUCGCUAUGCCAGGAAACCAUGACUUUGAUGCCUUGCGAUCCAUACUUGGUUGGUAACGACACAUCGCCCAACCCUCCAUGUUGUGCAGCUGCACAAGAGGUCAGCCGUGAGGCUACCACUAAGGAAGUACGCAAACGUCUAUGUGAAUGUUUUAAGCUGGCUAUACCAACUUUUGGGGUUAACACUGCUAAAGCUAAGCGACUUCCUCAGCUCUGCAACGUCGACUUUCCUGUACCCAUUGGUCCUGACGUGGACUGUAGCAAGGUUUCAUAAACAAUGGAAAGGAUUAGAUGUGCUUGUUUCGUAAGAAUAAACUCGAGGAACGGUGAUAUACAAAUUUAACAUGUAUAGAGCCGAAAAUAAAUGUUUUGAAGGCUCAUGUCAGAUGUAUGAAUAUCGAAAAACAAACAUAUAUUUAUAUGAGAUCAUUCUUCUUCCUCUUUUCA
Molecule: messenger RNA, 568 nt
Organism: Jatropha curcas
Lineage: Eukaryota; Viridiplantae; Streptophyta; Magnoliopsida; Malpighiales; Euphorbiaceae
Source: RefSeq, a predicted model, not a curated record